Molecule: messenger RNA, 2973 nt
Organism: Metarhizium brunneum ARSEF 3297
Lineage: Eukaryota; Fungi; Ascomycota; Sordariomycetes; Hypocreales; Clavicipitaceae
Gene: NOC1
Product: Ribosome biogenesis protein NOC1
Biological process (GO): carbohydrate metabolic process
Cellular component (GO): nucleus
Molecular function (GO): hydrolase activity, hydrolyzing O-glycosyl compounds
Source: RefSeq, a predicted model, not a curated record
AUGCCUAAACCACAAAAGAAGGGCAAGGGCCCUCGCGGUCAGAAAGAUAGGCAGAGCUUCGAUGAGAACGCUCUUGAGCAGCUUACGUCUAAAAUCGGCCAAAACCUCAACUCCAACACCAACAAGCGCAAGCAUCCCCCCACCAAUGCCGGAGGUAAAGAGCAACAGAAGAGGCGGCGAAAUUUCGAGGACAGUAGGCCGUCAAAGAACCAGAUUCCGGAUGACCAAGCAGCUUUGUUGGCAGAAAUAAGAGCCUUGGGCGGCGAUGAGAAGGAUCUAGAGCUCAUCAAUGGCGUCGACUCUGACGACGAGACUUACGGGAAAGAGUCUGGGGGAGCUGUUGAUAAGGAUUUGAAGGACGAACUUCUCGCACUGUCGAAAGAAUUGGGAUUUGCGGAUAUCGAUCCCGAAGUGAUGAUCGCAGCCGAUGAGCAACCAUACGAGGUCAACGAUGAUGAAGAUGAAGAGGAGGGAGAAGAUUCUGACCACGAAGGGGAAGACGACGAUGUCGACAACAUGGAAACCGAGGCGAUCAAACGCAUUAGAAAGCCGGGAGACAUGAUCUUCGAGCCGAGAGCUGAUUGGCACGCCUACAAACUUGCGAAGCUGCCCAAGCCGACUGUCGACCAGCUGGGCCCGUUUGCUGGAACAGUUGAAGCUCUCAAAACACAUGCCAAAACGCUUCUGGAAAGCGACUGUAACAAGUACAAGACUAGCGUGUUUGCUUCGUCGUCUCAUAAGUUCUUGUCUACAAUUAUGUCUUCAGGUACCCUGACGGAUAAGGUCUCGGCCUUGACGUUAGCAGUGCAAGAGUCGCCAGUCCACAACAUCCGUGCCUUUGAUGCUCUCAUGAACCUCGCCUCGAAGAAAAGCCGUGGCCAGGCCAUCGGAGCGAUCGGCGCACUUGUGGAUUUACUCGGGCCAGGGACCCUUCUUCCCGCCGACAGGAGGCUACGCCCCUUUCAUGGCCAGCCUGGGUUGCUUGGGACACUUCAAAAGGACUCCAUCAAGUCAUGGACACCUAGCCAACCUCUUCCGGGAAAGAUUACUGAGGAGCAUCUCAUCUCAUGGCUGUACGAAGACUGGCUCAAGGAAACAUAUUUCAAGAUUAUCCAGUUGCUGGAAACCUGGUGCUCUGACGAGAUAGAGUAUUCCCGAAUGAAAGCUGUGGAUUUUGUUUAUGGACUCCUCAAAGAAAAACCGGAACAGGAGUCAAAUUUGCUCACCCUCCUUGUCAACAAACUUGGUGAUCGAGACCGCAAGAUUUCAUCUCGGGCAUCCCAUCUGCUUCUGCAACUUCAGGUCUCACACCCUGGAAUGAAACCAAUCAUUAUUCGAACUAUUGAACAGGAUAUCUUACUUCAUCCCUCCCAGGACCAUCGAUCGAAGUAUUGCGCCAUCAACACCUUGAACCAGACAAUUCUCAGCAACAAAGAGCCGGCGGUAGCAGAGACUCUUUUGCGAAUAUACUUUGACCUUUUUGUUACAAUGCUAAGAUCAGGAAGCUUGGGAAUGCCAUUACAAAAUGGAACUGAGGGUGGCAAGCGGUACGGCAAAGAGACGGGCAAACAUAACAAUAAACCCAAUGAUAAGCCAGAGGGCAACCCGCCUCAAAAAUCGAAAACGGCGAAUCCCUUGGCGCCGGAAACUGAAGCAGCAGACAAGUUAGUUUCUGCACUGUUGACAGGAGUAAAUCGUGCGGCCCCAUUUAUUGGUACCAACGAUGAUAUUAUGGAAAAGCAUCUAGAUACGUUGUUCAGGAUUGCACACUCGGCCAAUUUCAAUACUGGUAUUCAAGCAUUGUUGCUUAUUCAACACUUAUCCGCCGCUCGUAACUUGGCAACAGACCGAUUCUACCGAACUUUGUAUGAGUCGUUACUGGAUCCUCGUCUAGUCACUUCAUCCAAGCAAGCAUUGUAUCUGAACUUACUUCUCCGUGCCUUGAAGAGCGAUGUUGAUGUUCGAAGGGUCAAGGCUUUUGCAAAACGGAUGUUGCAGAUUUCAAGUCUUCAUCAGCCUCCCUUUGUAUGCGGAUUGCUCUAUGUCAUUGCGCACCUGAGACAAACUUUCCCUGAUUUAUCAACACUUGUUGAAGAACCCGAAGCUUCAAUUUUCGACGACGAGGCAUCGGCACAACUUCCCGGGUAUGAUGGGCACAAGCGCGACCCAAAGCAUAGCAAUGCGCAGAGGAGUUGCUUGUGGGAGAUGAUUCCCUUCCAAACACAUUUCCAUCCGUCUGUCAGCGUUUUUGCCGCGGCCCUGCUGGAUAAAACGAAAAAAGUACAAAAGCCAGACAUGGAGAGCCAUACAUUGAUCCGAUUUUUGGACAAGUUCGUGUACCGCAAUCCCAAGUCGACUGAUUCUGCUCGUGGCGUAUCCAUUAUGCAGCCUCUCCGCGCAACCAAGGAUUUGGGCGACUUUUGGCUGGGCAGCAGGGGGCCUGGUACCGCAUCCGCGCCAGUCAAUUCUGCAGCAUUCUGGAAGAAGAAGGUUGAAGACAUUGCAGCUGACGAUGUCUUCUUCCAUGAGUAUUUCCAGCACGUUGCUAGAGAACCUAAACCUACAACUAAGAAAGCCAAUGAAGAGGAGGAGGAGGAGACGAACGAGGAUGAAAUUUGGAAGGCUCUGGUAUCCACGCAGCCUGAUAUUGAGGAUGAUGCCGACGAAGAGGGCUUUGAUGAUAUGGAUGGUUUGGACAUGGAUUCCGAAGAUGGUUCAUCUCCUGCCCUGUCUCUGGAGAGCGACCUUGACGAUGAUGAAGAUGAUGAAAUGCGUGAAACCUUUGACGGCGAGAAUGAAAUUGACUCCGACGGCUUGGUAGCAGUUGAGGAUGAGCAAGAUGCCGACGAAGGCGAUGAAUCUCAGGAGAAGAACAAGAAAAAGUCGAGAAGAAAGGCUCUUAAGGACCUCCCGAUGUUUGCAUCGGUUGAUGACUACGCCGAGCUUUUGGCUGCAGAGGAAGACGGAUUGUAA